CUGUUUUAUAUACCGUCAGCCGCUCCGCCGCUCAGAAAAAUGCGUGCUUGGUGAAUCGGCAUCGCCUUUUGACGAGGGUUCUCCCCGCGCGCUGGAUGCGUGCGUCUUCAAUCGGCUCUAAUGUGUGAAUAUGCAACAGUCCUCUGCAUGACUGUUAAUCAUGUAUCAUACGCGAUUACUCAUCAUUAACAGAGUCUAAGAGUAAAUGAGACCCGAUCGCUAAAUGCGUAUCACUUUGUACCAUAAAAGUAGCCCAGAUCUGAUUUUGCGGAAUCGGUUUUCGUUUUAACGUCGAUCUUUUGUGUUAACGAAUGCUUUGUCUUUUUAGAUCCGCUCAGAUCCUCGAUCUAGAACCUUCGAAUCUUCUUAUUCUAGAAUCCCUCCGGGUCUCGGAAAGCCAAGCACCUGCAAUUCUGAACCCCAUGUCAUCGGUCUUCAAUUCAAAAGUCAGUUAUGAAUGGUCUACAUAUAUAACCGACACGAUAUAUUGCGCGUAUAUAAUUGAGAAUUCUUGUGAAUUCUUGCGUCGUCUUACAGAUACUUUGCUUAACAUUUCAGGUUUGUAAUACGUCCACCAAGUUCCGUCUCAUUUCCACGAUUUGGGAUUCCGCGCUGUACCGGCGCCGUCUGACGUACGAAUUUGCGGAAUUGCGCCUCUGAACUUGGGGAAGGCCCUUUCCCAUUGUCUCUAUUGAUUUAUAUGCGACAUUCGUCGCGAACGCUUACCCGCUUCGCUCGCAUAUUCCGCGCACGUGAGAAUAUCGUUCGUAAGAAAUGCGAGUGGACGUACGAGAGAUGCCGAUUCCACUGUAAUUACUCAUUUGCUCGAUCGCUGCAUCUCAUGCGAAUGCAGAAAUUACUUUAAUGUGAGAGCUUAUGAGCUCGACAAAUAUUUCUUCGAAAAUGAGCUGGCGAACGUUGUCUGAUGUACUCAAGAUCUCGUUGCUGCGAAUGUGGUCGGACGCCGCUUCUCAUUGGGAUUUACAGACAUACCGCGUUAAAUCGUCUAAAUAUUUUGGCUACUGCAGGCUUCAUCGAAACUGCUCCGUGCAACAGACUGCAUCACGUGCGUCAGUUCCGCUCUGCUCUACUUGCAGAAACUUCGUUCACUUGUCUUCGUGUUUCUCGAAGCAUCCUUGAAUGUCAAAUUGCGGCAGCGUUGACGACAAAGACAGCUGCGAGUCUUUUCGUCGACCCAGUCUCUCGAUCAAGAUGCAACGUAGCUUGAGGAAAAUGAGAGAGAAUCUCCAAAAAAUUACCGAUAGCGUUCAGGAGGACGACAAGCAAUCGCUAUACAACUUCUCGGAGGAGCUGUCCACCCUGACCUGGCGCACAGGUUUCUCCAAGGACGAGAUUCGUAAGCUGUAUCGUGCUUUUAAGCAGUUCUGUCCUCGAGGUUGUGCGACGACUGGCGAUUUGAAACCCGCAUACGCCAAACUGUUCCCGUUGGGCGACCCAACCAGAUACACGCAAAUCGUCUUCCACAGUUUCGAUAAGGACGGCGACGGCUUCGUCAGCUUCAGCGAUCUUCUGGAUGCCACAGCAUCGAUCGUGAACGGCACUGUCGACCAGAAGCUCUCUUGGAUAUUCGGAUUCUACGAUUUGGAUGGAGACGGUUGCAUCACGAAACGAGAGAUGUUGGUUAUAAUAUCCGCGAUUUAUGAGAUGGUGCAGGACGCGCGGACUAUCCGGCCCGCAGUUAACAUCCAAGUGGACAAGUUCUUCAAGAAGAUGGACGCAGACAGAGACGGAAUAGUCACCAGGGAGGAAUUCAUGAGCGGUUGUAAAAAUGAUACCAUUAUAAACAACCAACUGAGUUUAUUUAAUAAGAUUUGGUGACGGAAUGAAAAUGUUCUUAAGAGAUUAACGAGCAAUUUAUCCAC
This is a messenger RNA of Harpegnathos saltator (Jerdon's jumping ant), 1883 nucleotides long. Its product is annotated as hippocalcin-like protein 4. NCBI's taxonomy places the organism in Eukaryota, Metazoa, Arthropoda, Insecta, Hymenoptera, Formicidae. The record is from RefSeq and is a predicted model, not a curated record. Gene Ontology annotation, molecular function: calcium ion binding. The transcript is spliced from 5 exons. Bases 1141 to 1839 code for a protein of 232 amino acids.